AUGCAACCUACCAAUGUUGCCUUGUCUACUACUCGUCCUAAUGUGACAAUUUAUGGCGGCAACAGACCAAACUUUCUUUCGUCAUGGUUUUUUCUUUGGAUAUUUCGUUUGUUGAAAAUAUCCACAAAACAUAAUUUAGGAGACGAAAACCUGACUCUACAAGUGUCCGAAAGGGCGCAGUUUGUAGGUGACAGGUUGGAAGGUUUUUGGAAAUUGGAAAUUGAUAAUAAAAAAACUAGUAAACCUUCAAUUUGUCGAGCUCUUAUCAAAUCGUUUGGAACUACCUAUGCUCUUCUUGGACUUUAUAAACUCUUCGCUGCUGGAUUCAUGUUUGUUGGCUAUUAUUAUAUUAUAAAUCAACUGAUUUUACUCAUUGAAGUACCAAAUACACCAGAGCAAGCAAAUGCCUCUGAGCAUUUAUAUGCUGUGGGUUUGUUCCUGUGCGCUUUAGCGUUUAGUAUAUUUAAUAAUCAAGUGACUUCUGAAUCAACACGGAUAGGAGUUCAGGUUCGUGCCGCAUUAAUGGUUUUGGUAUAUCGGAAAUCAUUACGACUUGGUAUAAUCGGUGGUGGUAUUGGUGAUGUUGAUAUCGGCAAAUUUUCUAAUACCAAUCGAACUAACGAUAUAUUAGACGAAUUUUUUACUGUGGCUGAAGCUUGUGUAAAUUUUCAUUUCCUAUGGAGCUCUGCUGUUGAAAUAAUAGCUUUGAUUAUUCUUCUUAUAUUGUUUCCCGUUCAGUACAAACUCGGUAGACUUACGUCGAGUAUUUAUAAUUCAAUAUCAAACAUCACAUCUUCACGUAUUCAUCUCAUGUCGGAAAUCUUAACUGCUAUAAAAGUCAUUAAAUUUUAUGCUUGGGAAACUUACUUUCGUGACCGUGUUGGUAAGGUUAGAACUAAGGAAUGGACUCAAUUGAUUACUGGUCUUGUUCUUAAAGUAUGGACAUUUUGUGUUGUAUUCGGUGCUCCCAUUUUGGCUAUGUUGGGUUGUCUUUGCGUUAAGCUUGUGGCAUACAAAUAUCCAGAUAAUGUAUUGUUACCCAAUACUAUGUUUACUGUCCUGGCUUUAUUUUAUACUGUAAGAUAUCCCCUCAUAAUGCUUCCUAUUGCUGUGAGAACUACUUUGGGUGCAUUGGAUUCUUUUCAACGUUUAGAAGAGUUUUUAUUAAAACCUGAAUUAGAUCCUUUAGUGGAAGAAAGUAAUCCAAUAAACGAAGAUCCGACAAUCAAAGUUUAUAUUCAUGACGCUGAUUUUUCCUAUGAAGGGACCAAUGGUCCAGCUUUGAAAUUUUUAAACAUGACUGUAAAACAAGGUGAAAUUGUUGCUGUAGUUGGUGAUGUUGGUGCUGGAAAGUCUUCAAUUCUUGCUGCAAUUUUAGGACAGCUUCGUAAAGAUAAUGCAAAAGAUUUAGGUCUGCUAAGUAAUAAUGACAUGACAGAAAUAGGUGAAAGAGGUGUGAAUUUGAGUCUUGGUCAAAGGCAAAGAGUUAGUUUAGCAAGGGCUGUGUAUUCUAAUGCUGAUAUUGUAUUAUUGGAUGAUCCGCUUAGGUUAUUUCUAUCUGAAUGUGAUCGUAUUAUAGUGAUGAAAAACGGUGAAUGUAUAGAAGAAGGAACUUAUGAUGAAUUAAUUAAAAAUGACGUUUCUCUCGCUUCAUUGAUUAAUGAUUACGUGGAAAUAGAAGAUCCUGAUCAAAUUGAUGAACUUAUUAAUGAAAUUCGUCUUGAACCAUUUCAUGGUGAUGACGAUGAUAACAUUGAUGAUUUAGAUAUUGUUAUCACAGACUAUUCUAGAGAAAUAAAUCCUAUUAACAAUAACUUUAACAACUCUCUUGCACUCAAUCGUACAAUAUCUAACACUGAAGCUAAUGAACAUACAAUUUCACGUAUAAUGGAACUUAAUAUACAUACACCUCAAAACAUUAAUGAGAAAACAAUUUCUAAAGUUAUCGAACGAAACAAUCUAUCUGUUCUUAGUGGUGCUGGUAGAACAAGAGUGAUGGGUCCUAAAGUAAAUCGUGAAAUGAAUUUUACUGCUGUUGCUGUCGAGAAAAAUCAAUUGACUAUUCAUAGUUUAAAUGAACGUGAUGGAGUUACACCAAUUAUUGAAUUUGAAGCAAAAGCAACAAAGAAAAAAGAAUUUAAAGCUGGGUUUAACACUUUGUGUAUAUUAGAUUGGUGGCUAAUAAAGUUAGUAGAAACCGAUCCAGAUGCAAACUUUGGUUAUCUUCUUGGUGUUUAUGGCGCAUUAGUGGGUGUUGUUCUCUUUGGUGUUUUCUCACGUGGUGUAUUUUACGCUUGGGUAGUGAUGCGAAAAAGUGAAUCUUUACAUGAUCGAACAUUUCUGAAAAUAAUGCGUGCUCCAAUGUAUUAUUUUGAUGGUACACCUCUUGGACGUAUAUUAAAUGUAUUUGCUAAACAUCAAUACCUUGUUGAUGAUGUUCUAAGUGACAAUGCCUUACAGUUCUUGACUUAUGUACCUCUUGUUAUUGGUACUAUCGUAUUUGUCAUUGUUCUCAUCCCAUAUACCGCAAUAACCGCUGCAGUGUUGGUCCUUUUAACAUGGCUUAUUAUUCAUUAUUCAAAGGAUGUGGAGGAAAGAUUUAAAAUGUUGGAUGCUAAUAGUAAGGCACCUAUAUUUGCACAUUUAUCAGCUUCAUUAGAAGGGCUUGCAAGUAUUCGUGGUUAUAAGGUUGAAAAAAGAUUUGAUAAUUUAAAUAUUGAAAAAGUUGAUUCAAAUAAUAAGGCAUUAUUUACUUUGAUGCAAGUCAGAUCCUGGCAAUCAUUAUACAUUGACAUAAUGGCAUCACUCUUCAUUUAUACCACUACAUUAUUUGUCAUUCUUUUACAUCAUUCAAAUGGUAUUAGUCCAUCGGUUGCAGGUUUAGCGGUUGUAGGCGCAUCGCAAUUACUUAUUUUUGGUCAAUCUAUGAUUCGUUCUGGCCGUGAUGUUGCAGCAAUUAUGGAUAGUGUACAACAAUUGUUAUAUUUCCGUCAAAAUAUACCAGCCGAGGCACCUAGUAUAAUCGAUGGAAAUCGACCUCCACCAAAUUGGGGUGAACGUGGAGAGAUUAAAUUCGAGAAUGUCGUCCUUCGUUACAAUUCCUAUGGUGUGGCUGUUCUCAAAGAUAUUUCCUUCCAUAUUAAACCUCGUGAAAAAAUUGGUAUUAUAGGAAAAACAGGAUCAGGCAAAUCGACGUUACUUGUAAGCUUGUUACGAAUAGUCGAAUUAGCAAAUGGUAAAAUUUGGAUCGAUGACGUAGAUAUUAGUACCAUUGGAUUACGAGACCUCAGAAGUAAAAUUGCAAUUAUUCCACAAGAACCUGUGAUAUUUGCCGGCACAAUAAAAUCAAAUCUUGACCCAUUCAAUAAAUGCACGGAAGAUGAAAUAUGGAAAGCACUCGAAGCAGUUCAUUUAGAUGGAAAGGUUAAAUCAAUGCCAGAUAAAUUAGGAACAAUAGUUCUUGAAAGUGGAAAAAAAUUUUCACUUGGUCAAAGACAAUUAUUCUGCAUAGCCAGAGCACUUUUGAAAAAGACAAAUAUUUUAGUCUUAGAUGAGGCAACAAGUGCUGUUGAUGCGGCAACUGACCGUCUAAUUCAAGAUACAAUUAAAGAGCAUUUCGCUGAUCAUACCGUUUUGACGAUAGCUCAUCGAUUGAAUACAAUAAUGGAUGCAGACAGGAUAUUAUGUUUAGAUGAAGGACAUGUUGCAGAAUUUGACUCACUAAGUAAACUAUUAAGUAAUCCAAAUGGAUUCUUUUAUCAAUUAGUAGCGCAUAGUGGACCAGAUAUAGCCCAAAGAUUAAGAGAAAAAGUAGGAAUACAUGAUGGAUCAUCAUCAAGUAAAAUUGUCGAUAAUAAUUCAAUAAAUCCACCAAUUACAACUAUUGAGACGAUAGAUAAUCAACAAACAUCGACUCAUACACAUAUGCCACAAUCGUUAGGAGAAGUUUUUGAACCAUCUCCACCUUCAACAACAUCACAACCAUCAUAA
Molecule: messenger RNA, 3990 nt
Organism: Cetraspora pellucida
Lineage: Eukaryota; Fungi; Glomeromycota; Glomeromycetes; Diversisporales; Gigasporaceae
Source: the annotation of a GenBank genome assembly